Molecule: messenger RNA, 1197 nt
Organism: Protopterus annectens (West African lungfish)
Lineage: Eukaryota; Metazoa; Chordata; Ceratodontiformes; Protopteridae
Gene: PKD2L2
Product: polycystin 2 like 2, transient receptor potential cation channel
Exons: 6
Coding region: 1-1197 (398 amino acids)
Biological process (GO): detection of mechanical stimulus
Cellular component (GO): membrane
Molecular function (GO): calcium ion binding; calcium channel activity
Source: RefSeq, a predicted model, not a curated record
AUGGUGCCGUUCACACUACUGUCAUUAAUAGGUGUGCAAAGUACUCUGGGAAAGGCAGGGAGAGAACGGCAGCAGGGUUUGAGUGCUACAAAAAGAGAUUUAAGAAGUGAGAGCAGCAUGGAGCACCUGUCUGAGUAUGUUGAAGGGCCCCUUUUGGACAAUCUUUACUGGGACACGUGGUACAACAACAUCAGUUUGCCACAAGAUGAAAAUUUAAUCUUCUAUGAGAAUGCCCUAUUAGGUGUCCCACGGAUUCGUCAGCUGAAAGUACGCAAUAAUUCUUGUGUUGUUCAUGGGUAUUUUGAGAAUUCAAUACUGGAUUGCUAUGGUGCUUAUUCACAUGAAAAUGAAGAUGUAUCCACAUUUGGUCCUGGGAACCAUGCUGCAUGGAAAUAUCAACAGCCUAAACUGUAUGACUGGUACUGGGGAGAACUUGGAUAUUAUGGAAGUGGUGGGUAUGUUGUGAAUUUGACAAGAACAAAACCUGGAAGUGCAAAGCUGCUUGCUGAUCUCAAACAUAAUAGCUGGCUUGAUGUUGGAACAAGAGCAGUGUUUAUAGAAUUUUCUGUAUACAAUGCCAAUGUCAACUUGUUUUGUAUAGUCAGAUUGUUAAUAGAAUUUCCAGCUACAGGUGGUGCACUGACUUCCUGGGACUUUUGUUCUGUGAAAUUUCUAAGAUAUGUUUCAGCCAUAGAUUAUUUCAUUGCUUCAUGUGAGAUCAUCUUUUGCCUUUUCAUGUUUGCAUUCCUUAUUCAAUCCUGUGUAGGACUCUGUAAGAUGAAGAACAUGAUUUCAUACUAUAAAAAUGUUUGGAAUUGCAUCGAUUUGGUUAUGAUAGCAAUUGCCUUUGUGGCUAUUGGUUUCCAUGUGUAUUGCACAGUAGAAGUACCAAAAUUAAUGGUAGACUUAUCGCAUAAUCAAACUACUUACACAGACUUUCAAUUCCUUGCCUACUGGCAAGUGCAAUAUAAUAAUAUGAUUGCUUUCAACAUCUUCCUAGCAUGGAUAAAGGUAUUAAAAUUUAUAAAUUUCAACAAGACUAUGACUCAGCUGACAACAACACUCUUUCGCAGUACCAAAGAACUCAUUGGAUUUGCAGUCAUCUUCUGUAUUGUUUUCUUAUCAUAUGCUCAGUUUGCAUACCUUAGUUUUGGUGCAGAAUUAGAAAGCUUCCACACAUUCCAGAAUUGCAUGUAA